Camelina sativa (false flax) is the source of this 1138-nucleotide messenger RNA. RefSeq lists its product as uncharacterized. Lineage: Eukaryota; Viridiplantae; Streptophyta; Magnoliopsida; Brassicales; Brassicaceae. The record is from RefSeq and is a predicted model, not a curated record.
CAAACGUGUACAACCAAAACAGAAUGAAUACUGUUCAGCCUCCUCCUCCAGUUCCCCGAACUGAAGAUCCUGUGACUGCAAAGUGACCCCAAUGAUGUUCGAUCACCAAAAGCUUCUUACACAACCGAGGAAGUAAUAAAAGACGGUUCGGCGACAAACCCGGUUUAAAUUAAACCAGAACUUGGGAAAUUGAAAAUUGUGGAAAGAACCUGAGCCAUGGCGAUUGCUUCAACAGCCACCCUUCUCUUCUGCUGCGCGAAACCCAAUUACCGGCGAAUUCCGAUCAAACAGACCAGUUCAUCUUCUCCUCGCACAACCUUAAACGAACGUCGGAUUCGGAGCCGCAGCUUAACCCAUGACCCAAUUGCGUUGUCGGGUCUUAUCGGAACCGGUUUGGUUGCGGCUGCGUUCGUCGCGGCGGGACCAGAGUCUAGUGCUAUGGCGGCGGUGGUGGGUUCACUUCAGUUAAGCGAACCGGCUAAUGCGUUGUCUUUACCCACUUGGGCAGUUCAUGUUUCCAGCGUUGUCGAAUGGAUCACGGCUAUGGCGUUGGUAUGGAAAUAUGGAGAAAGAAAGGGUUAUGAGUCUUGGAAAGGUCUCUCAUGGGGAAUGGUACAUUUGCUUGGUGGAGCUCUCUGCGCAUGCACAUGGCAUUUCUUUUACAAUGAUGAAUCUCUUGAGGUGUUGGUCGCGCUACAGGCAGCGCUAACUGUGAUCGGUAAUAUUACUUUGUGCAUCGCUGCCUUUCGAAUCAACAAGUUGUCAUCCAAGAUUGAAGUCUCUGAAAAACCGUGAGAGGCUAAUACACAUCUUUGUGUUAGCAAAAUCGUUGAAGUGAAAUAUCUAUUGUCCCAUUUCUACAGACGGGAAUCUGAGUGUAGCCUUUUUGGUGGUCGGAGAAGCAGCUGGAUCUUCGAGGAUUGCCAAUGUGGUAUAUAAUUCAAUUGAUCUUGCUUUAUAUUUCUAGAGAUUGCAUAUCAAACAAGAUUAUAUUGAGCGUAUAUAUAUUGUAUCUUCCUGAUUAUUCUCUUAAUGAGUAACUAAUACCAAUGCCAUAAAUAAUCUUUGUAGUAGUGAAAAUGUUGUUUUGGGUCAUAGACUUGACUCAAAUAUAAAGUGGAGAAUCUUUUUCCCAGUA